GUUUGCUUGACAGACUUCACCAACCAAUGGUAGUCAGGGAACUGCUGAGGAUUCAGGGGGCUCAGAGGGGGUCGAGAAUGCAGGGGAACCAGAGGGGGUCGGGAAUGCAGGGAAACCAGAGGGGGUCAGGGGGAACUCUUAACUGGCUCCAGAGGGCCUGUGGGGGCCUUCUGUCAGACAGGCUGAUGAAAGAAGAUGGCGUCCAUUCAGUGUUAGUGGGUAUACUUGGUGCCACAGCAGGUAAGGGGGUGGGGUCGGGUUGCCAUGGUGAUUGGAAGAGGGUGCAGGCAGUGGCUAAGAUCAUAUCUCGCUGCCCAUCACAAGUCCCUUCUCUCUCCCACUACUACUCCAUCAUUGGACCUCAGUUGCUGAAGUUGUUGAGUGUGGCGGGGAGGGCCACUGUGCAGGUAUCAGCUGCCACACUAUCUCUGAUGAUAAAGACGCAGCCAGCUCUAACACGUAGCCACGUCGUCCUCCUCUCACUGCUCCCCUCAGAACCAUAGCUGCAGGUGGUGAUUUUAGUGAGCCGCCCACUGAUCUUGGUAAAGCUGUAGAGUUCACUGUUGCAAGCCUUCAUAGAUUGUGUGGUAACGUUGAGCCAUCUUCGCCACUGAUGCCAGAGCUCCACCCUUUCCUUCCACUCAUCUUCAAGAUCUGGCAGGCCACCAAUGAAGCCGGAAAGAUCUCCAAAAAAUUCAAGUCUGAUGUGGAGUCGGUUUUGGUCACUAUUAUCAACUCUCUCGACUCGAUGGACAAAGUGCAGUUUUUGAGGCACGUGGCAGGCAUGCCACCAUCCACAGCUGGUGGAGUAAAGUGGAUAACUGUGUCGCCUCAGGUUACACUGACUUAUCCAUCUGAAGAGAGGGGACUGAGAGUGGGAGUUGGGGAGGAGGGGGAGGUGUGGAGUGUGGAGAGAAUGGAGAGAGAUGGACGGGCAAUCAUUGACUUUGGUGGGUGCAGUACUUUGCUCCAGUCAGCUCAUUGGCCCGUUCUUUAUGGAGUGCCUAACGUGUGUAGUGGCCAUUCUGUGUACAGAUCUCGGCUACCAGACACAAGUUUCGAGGAUUAGAACAGAAAUAAAGUCACGCUCAUCGGUUGAAGAACAUCCAAAAUCAUCGGAAACGUCAGCCAGUUCAGUUCUACUGGAUGUUGAGAGGAGGUCUGGCGAGGUGACUCGGGAGGAGAUCGUACCGCCGUUCCCUGGCCCUCUACCUCGCGGCAGCUCUGUUAGAGGAGAGCACCAGCCACGUCGUGGAGCAGACCGACACCACGGCACUCCUGGAGAUACUAGCAGUAGCCGUGGAGUGCCACUCCCACAUCGCACCAAGAACAAACGAGUCUUUGUCUUCGUCAUCUCCAUCUGUCAACUGCUGGUGGUUGGGCCAGACCUGAAUCACAUGCUGGGUGGACCGAUCACUCUUAGUAUAGCUCUGGGCUACCUCUCUGCCAUUCUCACUGGAGCCAAUCAGCUGGAUAAGGAGCAGAGAGGUGUACUGUCAGGUCUGCUGACAGCACUGGAGAUUGUAUCAACUGGCUACCCUGACAUGGAGCUGGCAGCCCUGGCUGGAGACCUCAGGGUCUGCAUUGCCACUCUCGGGGCUGUCUGGUCGGGGGAGAUGAGGGAGAUGGCAGAGGGGAGGAAGGGAGGAGUGAGGGACAGAGCGGUGGCUGAGUUACAGAGAGAGUCUGAGGAUGCUCAGCUGGUGAGUCAGAGAGCCAGUGACAAUAGCGCCAGGGAACUUGCUGAGAAUGAAAAACCUGUGAGAAAACUGAUUCAAGAGAUCCCAGAAACCAAUAGCAAAUGUACCUCAUCCCAACAACAAGAAGAGAUUAACGAAGAAGAAGGUGGAGGAGAGAAUUCAAGUAGAUUUCAGAAAGCAAUGGUGGAAACUCAGGACCCAGCAAUACCAGUCAAAGGCCACGGGCUGUCUUCGCUGGCAAGACUUGUCACAUCUGGCGACAGAGAAACCUUGGCCCACUCUGAGCGUCUUCUGCAAAUCUUUAGAGACGCUCUCAGUCACUCUGACUCUUAUAUCUACCUGCCUGCCAUAGGAGGGUUGGUGGGGCUGGCCUCCAGGGAACCUCAGAAGGUUCUGACCAUUCUCUGUGAGGGGUACGCUCUAUUCAGCGACUCACAGCCGCGACAGAGGAUGGGAUAAAGUCGACAAACAGACCGGGAAACUGAACGUGAAUAAGAAACACUUUCUGAGCAGUGCGGAAGAACUGGUUCAACAGGAGUGUGUGUUGAACUGAGGUUGAAGCUGGGCGAGGCGCUGGUUCGAGUGUCGCGGGAGUGCGGGGAGUUGCUGCCUCACUACUCAGACCAGCUCCUGGCUGCAGUGUUGAGCAACUCUCGAGACCCGCACCCUCUGGUGAGAGCCAGUGCCCUCUCCAACCUGGCAGACAUCUGCAGGCUUCUGGGACACUCAUUCCACAAAUACCACCAUGAGGUUCUGGGCUGUGUGACUCAGCUGCUGCAGUAUGACCACACCCCUCAAGUCCAGCAGUCGGCGCUCCUCGUCCUGACUCUCUUAUUGAAGGGGCUGUCUCAUCAGACAGUGGAGGUCCUGGGAGAAUCUCUGCGUGACGUGUAUCGUCUCCUGAAGACAGUGGAGAGGGAGAGAGGGAGAGAGGAGCUGACCAGGGAUCAUGCCAGGGCAGCUCUAGCUCAGUUGGAGGAGAUCAUGAGAGACUGGGCAUUUCCUGCACCUUCACUCUCCAAGAAUAUUACUGUACUAUGACAUUCCCACCGAGCUUG
Messenger RNA from Geodia barretti, 2758 nucleotides. The record is from the annotation of a GenBank genome assembly. NCBI's taxonomy places the organism in Eukaryota, Metazoa, Porifera, Demospongiae, Tetractinellida, Geodiidae.